GUUCCUCCCGCCGCCGCCCGGGCCCUUCCUGCGCCGCCCUGCGCGGGGGCACCGACGUGUCGCGGCGGAGGAGCCGCGCUAGGCCGCGCAUCCCGCCCGGCGCCGCAGGUCCCCGGCAGCAUUCCCGACGAUGCCGCGGGGAGAGAUAUGACGACGGCCUCCGGGAGAUACUCCUGGCGUGUUCUCCAUAAGCUUUUAUCAAGUGGUGAUUUUAUGCAAUGGCAUCGAGCCACAGUUCUUCACCAGUGCCUCAGUCGAACAGCAGUGAUGCUUUCUUUAAAAAAGAAGCGGACGCCACGAAACGCUUUCGCCCUGCGCAGUCCCUGCCGGAUGUGUGCCCCAAGGAGCCCACAGGCAAUCCCAGUAACUUAUGUGACAGCCCAUCUCUAGUUGUGGAUCAGCAAAGAUGGACUAUUUAUCAUUCCAAAGUCAAUCUCCCAGCAGCACUAAAUGAUCCUAGGUUAGCAAAAAGGGAAUCUGAUUUCUUUACAAAAACAUGGGGAGUGGACUUUGUGGACACUGAAGUCACGCCUUCAUUCUACCUCCCACAGAUCACCAAGGAACAUUUUGCAUUAUACCAACAGGAAAUCGCUCCGAGAGAGAAGGUUCAUGAAAGGUGCAAGAAUAUUUGUACUCCUAAAGAUACCUUUGACGGGACACUAUUACACACUCACGAUAAAUCCAGGACAGAUCUGGAGCAAGUACCUAAGAUUUUUAUGAAACCAGAUUUUGCCUUGGAAGAUUCCUUAACAUUUAAUGCCGUUUUACCAUGGUCUCAUUUUAGUACCGCUGGUGGAAAAGGAAAUCGUGAUGCAGCUUCCUCCAAAUUACUUCAAGAAAAGCUGAGCCAUUAUCUGGACAUCGUGGAAGUGAAUAUUGCUCAUCAGAUUUCUCUCCGCUCCGAAGCAUUUUUUCAUGCAAUGACCUCUCAGCAUGAGUUGCAGGACUACCUCAGGAAAACCUCCCAGGCUGUAAAAUUGCUUAGAGAGAAAAUCUCUAAAAUUGAUAAAGUAAUGUGUGAAGGAUCGCUUCGAGUUUUAAGACUGUCUCUCACCAGAAAUAACUGUAUAAAAGCAUACAAUAAACUGAAGUUAAUGGCUACUGUACACCAAACACAGCCCACAGUACAGUUGCUGCUCUCCACUUCAGAGUAUGUUGGAGCUUUGGACUUGAUAGCAACAACACAAGAGGUGUUACAGCAAGAGCUUCAAGGUAUUCACAGUUUCCGGCAUCUUGGCUCACAGCUUUGUGAACUGGAAAAGCUGAUAGAUAAAAUGAUGAUUGCAGAGUUUUCAACUUAUGCCCGCAAUGAUUUAAAUAGACCCCUAGAAGAUGAUUGCCAAAUUCUAGAAGAGGAGAGACUUGUAUCUCUAGUGUUUGGACUUCUAAAACAAAGGAAGCUAAAUUUUUAUGAAAUAUAUGGCGAUGAAAUGAUUAAUACCGCAAAGAAUAUCAUUAAACAGUGUGUGGUUAAUACGGUAUCGCAGAUAGAAGAAAUAGAUACAGAAGUGGUUGUUAAGCUUGCAGACCAGAUGAGGAUGAUGAAUUUCCCUCAGUGGUUUGAUUUACUGAAGGAUAUUUUUUCUAAAUUCACCAUCUUCCUCAAGAGAGUCAAGGCAACGUUAAAUACUAUCCGCAACGUGGUUUUCUUGGUUCUGGACAAGAACCAGAAAGCCAGAGAGCUGGAGGACGCGUUCCAGAAGAGCUCCGCUAAGGAGAGCGCGGUGGACGGCGAGGUGGCGUACCUGACCCACGAGGGGAUGUUCAUCAGCGACGCCUUCGGCGACGGCGACCUCCCGGCGCCGCAGAGGAACGCGUCCCCCAACAGCGAGCCCUGCAGCAGCGACUCCGUCUCAGAGCCCGAGUGCACCACCGACUCCUCGUCCAGCAAGGAGCACGCGUCCUCCUCCGUCCCUCCCGGAGGAGCCGAGAUGAUGAUCGGCGAGGACAUGAAACUGACUGACCUGGAGCUGGUCAGGCUGGCAAACAACAUCCAAGAGUUACUCUAUAACGCCUCUGAUAUCUGCCACGAUCGUUCAGUCAAGUUCCUCAUGGCCAGAGCGAAGGAUGGCUUCCUAGAGAAGCUGAACUCCAACGAGUUCCUUACUCUUUCUCGCUUGAUGGAAGGCUUUAUCUUGGACACUGAGCAGAUCUGUGGCAGGAAAAGCAUGUCCUUGAGAGGAGCUCUUCAGAGUCAAGCCAAUAGAUUUGUGAACAGGUUUCAUGAGGAGAGGAAGACAAAACUGAGCCUGCUUUUGGACAACGAGCGCUGGAAGCAAGCUGAAGUUCCUGCCGAGUUCCAGGACCUCGUCGAUUCAGUGUCAGAUGGCAGAAUUUCUCUCCCUGAAAAAAAACCAACAGCUACUGAAGAAAGAAAGCCAGCUGAAUUCCUUAUUGUUGAAGGACAAAAAUAUGCAACAGUUGGGACAGUCUUGCUGCUAAUAAGAAUAAUCCUGGAGUACUGCCAGUGUGUGGAUAACAUUCCUUCCAUCACCACUGACAUGCUGACCCGCCUGUCGGAUUUACUGAAGUAUUUCAACUCCAGAAGUUGCCAAUUAGUGCUCGGAGCCGGUGCAUUGCAGGUUGUUGGCUUGAAAACGAUCACUACGAAAAACCUAGCCCUGUCUUCACGUUGCCUCCAGCUCAUCGUACACUACAUUCCCAUCAUCAGGGCCCAUUUCGAAGCCCGGCUGCAGCCGAAGCAGUUCAGCAUGCUCAGGCAUUUUGACCACAUCACAAAGGAUUAUCACGACCACAUAGCCGAAAUUUCAGCAAAGCUCGUUGCCAUAAUGGAUAGCUUAUUUGACAAACUAUUAUCCAAGUAUGAAGUGAAAGCCCCUGUUCCUUCAGCAUGCUUCAGGAAUAUCUGCAAGCAAAUGGCAAAGAUGCAUGAAGCUAUAUAUGAUCUCCUUCCCGAGGAGCAAACUCAGAUGCUGUUUUUACGGAUCAACGCAAGCUACAAACUCCACCUGAAGAGGCAGCUGGCCCACCUCAACGUGGUCAAUGAUGGGGGACCUCUGAACGGGCUGGUUACUUCAGAUGUGGCUUUUUACACUGGAAACCUUCAAGCUCUGAAAGGCCUUAACAACUUAGACCUAAACAUGGCUGAAAUCUGGGAGCAGAAGAGGUGAUAACCCACUGGGAGCAGUCACUUGGCUCUGACAACAGACUGGCUUUCUCCGAAGCGGCGUGACGACAGCGAGGUGAAUACUUGAGCCCAGAGCCCCAGGAAGGGCGGGAUUGAGAGCCGGGGGUGCUUAGACUCAGAGGGAGCUGCAGGGAGAGAUCCUUCCAGUGCCCUUCAGCAAGAAACAAGUGAUCAGCUGUCUGUGCAAUGUUUUUUCAUUCUCUCUGGAAACAGACUCAGGUUUCUUUGGACCAAAUCCAAAAGAACACAUAGCUGUAACACAGCUGUAGUUGUCUAGAAUGCUCUGUAUAUCUUUAUAUUAAAAAGAUGCUUUGCAUUUCUUCUAGUGCAAUG
Hirundo rustica (Barn swallow) is the source of this 3481-nucleotide messenger RNA. It is a transcript of the gene VPS54, whose product is annotated as VPS54 subunit of GARP complex. NCBI's taxonomy places the organism in Eukaryota, Metazoa, Chordata, Aves, Passeriformes, Hirundinidae. The coding region runs from base 219 to 3131 and encodes 970 amino acids. Gene Ontology annotation, cellular component: GARP complex. The transcript is spliced from 24 exons. Gene Ontology annotation, molecular function: syntaxin binding. Gene Ontology annotation, biological process: Golgi to vacuole transport; retrograde transport, endosome to Golgi. The record is from RefSeq and is a predicted model, not a curated record.